This is a messenger RNA of Phascolarctos cinereus (koala), 498 nucleotides long. The record is from RefSeq and is a predicted model, not a curated record. NCBI's taxonomy places the organism in Eukaryota, Metazoa, Chordata, Mammalia, Diprotodontia, Phascolarctidae.
CUGCAUAAAAAUCCUCCUCUCCACUGCCUUCUCAAUCCAUUCAACAGGCCUCACUCUGUCUCACCUGGAGGAGAAUUGGGUUUCUGCACAUCAGACAAAAUGUCUUUUAGUGAGCAGCAAUGUAAACAGCCAUGCCUGCCUCCUCCUUGCCUUCAGAAAACUCAAGAGAAGUGCCCAGUGCAAGUUCCAGAGCCCUGUCCACCACCGUGCCAAGAAACAUGUCCAGUGCAAGCCCAGGAACAGUGCCUCCCUAAAUGCCAGGAGCCAUGCCAAGAAAUAAGUCCACAGCAGUGCCAAGAGUCAAGUCUCUCUCAGUGCCAAGACCCAUGUGCACCACCCUGCCAAGACCAAGUCCUGGAGCCACAAUGCCAAGAGCUAUCUCAGGUCAAGUGUACGGAAUCAGUCCCUCAAAAAUGCCAAGAGAAAUGUCUGCUCCCUAACCUGGGUAAAUAGCCAUCAAUCUAAAAUUCCACAGCUGUGGCAACAUCUGGAGGCAAA